UCAGUCCUGACACUGAUUUUGAUCUCACUCUUUCCUCGGGACUGAGGCCCAUCCAUAAUCACACCAUGACGAGCUACACCGAUAAAGGGGAGAAGCAUGAAAGGGGAAAGUUUGUCAGGUUUCAUCAUAUCACCUUCUGGGUCGGCAAUGCUAAACAGGCGGCCUCGUUCUACUGUGAUAAGAUGGGCUUCGAGCCUCUGGCCUAUAAGGGUCUGGAGACUGGCAGCAGAGAGGUGGUGUCUCAUGUCAUCAGACAGGAUAAGAUCAUAUUUGCGUUUGAAUCUCCACUAAAUCCUGGAAAUGAAGUGAUGGGGGAGCACUUGAUCAAACAUGGAGACGGAGUCAAAGACAUCGCUUUCCAAGUGGAGGACUGUGACUUCUUAAUCAAGACAGCUAAAGAGCGAGGAGCCGCGGUGGUGAAGGAGCCCUGGGUGGAGCAGGACAGCCACGGGAGGGUCAAGUAUGCUGUGGUUCAGACGUAUGGAGAUACGACACACACACUCAUCGAAUACCUCGGACCCUACAAAGGCCUUUUCCUGCCCACCUACAAAGAGCCUCUGUUUAGGGAUCCUCUGUUAGCCAAACUUCCACCAGCAGGUUUGAACUUCAUCGAUCACAUUGUGGGAAACCAGCCAGAUGAUCAAAUGGUGCCAGUUUCAGACUGGUAUCAGAAUUGUUUGAUGUUCCACCGGUUCUGGUCGAUAGACGACAAGCAGAUCCACACGCAGUACAGUGCACUGAGGUCCAUAGUGGUGACGAACUACGAAGAGACCAUCAAGAUGCCCAUCAAUGAACCUGCCAUCGGGAAGAAGAAGUCACAGAUCCAGGAAUAUGUGGACUAUAACGGGGGACCAGGUGUUCAGCACAUCGCCCUCAACACGUCAAACAUCAUCCAAACCAUCGUGAACCUGCGAGCCCGAGGGAUGGAGUUCCUCGCAGCGCCUGACACGUACUAUGAAACCCUGCGGGAGAAACUCAAAACCGCCAAGAUCAAGGUGAAGGAGGACCUCAACCGUUUACAGGAACUGAAAAUCUUAGUUGACUUCGAUGACAAGGGCUACCUCCUCCAAAUCUUCACCAAGCCUGUUCAGGACAGGCCGACCCUCUUCCUGGAGGUCAUCCAGCGGUACAACCACUUUGGCUUUGGGGCAGGAAACUUCAAGUCUCUCUUUGAGGCCAUUGAGAAGGACCAAGACGCCAGGGGCAACCUCACCGUGCUGACACCUGAAGGCCAGGCCAAAACCUUCAACUGAUCCACACGCUGCUGCUGCCAAACCACACUUAGACUGUUAUAUAUGGCUCUACAUUUCAGAGGCAAUCAACAGCACCCACCACAACUACAGUAUAUCAAACACAUAUACAGGGUGUUGAAUAUCUUCAUGUGACGAGGUGCAAGUGCUAUCAGAUAUGCUUUAAGCUGUCAGUGGCCUGCGUGCUGUAUGGCUAAAUAAAGAAAGUCAUGUUCA
This is a messenger RNA of Seriola aureovittata, 1466 nucleotides long. RefSeq names its product 4-hydroxyphenylpyruvate dioxygenase a (gene hpda). NCBI's taxonomy places the organism in Eukaryota, Metazoa, Chordata, Actinopteri, Carangiformes, Carangidae. Bases 66 to 1253 code for a protein of 395 amino acids. The transcript has 14 exons. Gene Ontology annotation, cellular component: Golgi membrane; endoplasmic reticulum membrane. Gene Ontology annotation, biological process: L-tyrosine catabolic process. The record is from RefSeq and is a predicted model, not a curated record. Gene Ontology annotation, molecular function: 4-hydroxyphenylpyruvate dioxygenase activity; metal ion binding; lactoylglutathione lyase activity.